UCUCCCACUCCUUCUCACGUUUCCAAACUGCUGCUUAACUCUCAGAGAGAAAACAUGAAGAUCUUCAAUUGGGUUCACCGGAGGUUCAAUCACAAUGUCCAUUCCACGCCAAUUUCUCUCCAAAAAGAUGGCCUUGCUGCAAAUCUGAAGAAGGUGGAGUCGAUCACCAAUGAUACUGAUACACAAGCUUUGCUGAAGCAUGUUGCACUUGUGGACAUGCUUGAUGGUUGGAAAGAUGGCAUUUUGGCUAUUGGGACUUUGGGGUUUGAUGAUCCGCUCUACUCUUUCAGUUCUGAGAAGGAAUGUGCUAUGACAGAUGAAGAAGAAGGAGAAGAUGAGGAAGAAGAGGAGGUUUAUUCUCUGAACAAUGAGAAUGGAGAGGUUGAAGAUGAAGAUGAGGAAGAUGAAACUGAGGUGAACCCAUUGGUUUUCUCAGCAUUUGGAGACAAUGUUCCAAAGCCUAUUCCCAUAAUGACAGUUGAUGGAGUUCCACUCUCUCGUUUUGUGGGGUCUUCUCAUGAAGUGGGCAUAGAGUCUUUCACCACCGAGAAUGAUCAGAGGAAGAGCAAAGGAGAGAGGACCACACUGGCUGACUUGUUCUCAGCUGAUUCUGAGGUUAGAGCUAAGGUUGAUCCUGAGGGACUCAAGGUUGAUUCCGGCAAAAAACCAGCACCUCGCUCCAAGAACGGCCUCUCCUUUGCCAAGAAGCUCAUCCCUCGAGUCGGAGAGGACUCACGCCCCAUAAAGAAACUGCACCAAUUGAUGACAAGGAUGUUAAAGAGGAAGAUCCAUCCAGAGCUUGAAGGAAAGAUUCAAAAACCGGAGGAUCAGAUCAAGGCCAGUACUGCAGUUGGAGGUCUCGCCACUGUUGGAAAUGGAGCUAUUGAAUCAGUCUCUCUGCUUCAAACCCAAGAUGCUACCAUGGUUUGAUGAGGUGAUUGUGAGCGGAUGGAUCCCCCUUAUGUUUGUUGAAAUUAAUGUAUCCCUAUGUGUCAUAAAAGAACUUUGCUAAAGGACUAUGCUGAUUAGGGUUUCAUGUAUAUGAACAAAUUGUUGGACCAUGCUAUUUUUAGUUUGUGAUCUUUCCCUUA
Molecule: messenger RNA, 1091 nt
Organism: Vitis vinifera (wine grape)
Lineage: Eukaryota; Viridiplantae; Streptophyta; Magnoliopsida; Vitales; Vitaceae
Product: protein TILLER ANGLE CONTROL 1
Exons: 5
Coding region: 55-930 (291 amino acids)
Biological process (GO): morphogenesis of a branching structure
Source: RefSeq, a predicted model, not a curated record